This is a messenger RNA of Anopheles moucheti, 2730 nucleotides long. It is a transcript of the gene Qsox1, whose product is annotated as sulfhydryl oxidase 1. Gene Ontology annotation, molecular function: flavin-dependent sulfhydryl oxidase activity; protein disulfide isomerase activity. Gene Ontology annotation, biological process: protein folding. Bases 303 to 2384 code for a protein of 693 amino acids. NCBI's taxonomy places the organism in Eukaryota, Metazoa, Arthropoda, Insecta, Diptera, Culicidae. Gene Ontology annotation, cellular component: Golgi membrane. The record is from RefSeq and is a predicted model, not a curated record. The transcript is spliced from 2 exons.
UGAAUCCUGCCUGCCGAAGCAAACUGCUCGAAUGGGCAAAUUAAGAGCGCGCUGUCUGACUGGGACCUUAUCGAGAGCCGUUCAGUUUGUGAAGUCAGCUGGUGUGGAACGCAGUGACUGGUAGUUGAGGGGUAAAAACUGUUCCACGGGCCGUACGGUCGUCCGCAACUAGUCCGAAUCAGCUUUCCAACGAGCGCAAUGGUACAGUGCCAGUGAGGAAGUAAUCGUGUACUUGCGGCAGCAUACGUUCCGGUUCCUGUCCUCAUUCCGUAGUGUGAGCGCAAACCUAACGCAACCGUGUAAUGGUGAUGCGUAUUUUGAUUUCGGCCCGGUUCCAUCUGCCACCCACCAGAUCGUCCACUGCGUGGCUUCUACUACUGCUGGUGGUGGCCACCGUCGACCUCGGUACCGGGCCUUGGCUCGGUCAGGUGGACGGCGGUGCGGUCGGAUUGCGGGAAAAACUGAGUGUCUACGAGCAGCGGCUGUACAAACGGCAGAUCGAAGAAAGUGAAAACAGUGGCCUGUACGAUGCGACCGAUUCCGUCAUUUCGCUGACUGCGGCCAACCUGAAACAGCAGGUGUUUAACCAGCCCCAUGCCUCGCUGGUCGAGUUUUACAACUCCUACUGUGGUUUUUGCCGCCGGUUCGCACCGAUCUGGAAGCAGCUGGCCACGGACAUUCUCGGCUGGCAGAAGCUGGUUCGCGUGACGGCGCUGGACUGCUCCCGGGAUGAAAACAAUGCCGUCUGCCGGGAGUUCGAAGUAAUGGCGUAUCCGACGAUUCGAUUCUUUUCACCUUACUAUGCGGAUGGCGAACAGAAUAUAGGACAACCAGUGAAAGAGCACGAUGGACAACGCAUUAUCGAUCGGUUGGUCGAAUACAUGCUGCACGUCGAGAACAAACCGAACAACUGGCCCAACUUUACGGCCAUCAAUCGUACGGACGAUAAAGCGACCCUGUUUGAAGUCACCUCCCUCGGUGCUAGUAGACCAAAGUACGUUUAUCUGAUUACCGAGAAGGACUCGAUCGCGACGACCGGUUUGCAGGUGAUCCUCGAUUUCCACGAUACACCAGACGUCGUUGUUUACCGGGUGCACGAUCCAACCCUAACCACGAACGGUCUCUCGGUGGUGGAUGGUUCCUCACUGAGUGUCAUCAACCUACCGAUUGACGAAUUUUCCCGGGAGAAAGUUCGCGAAGCGAUACGAUCACACCUGCGCCAGCAUAACAUCAUCGUGACGGACGUGUCGACAAAGUCGACAAAAAAAGCCGGAGAGGGUGCAGCUGGUACGACCGAACAGAACAUAUCGGCUCUGAUGGAACAAAAGCAGGAAGCUGCAAUACGAGCUAAGGUAAAGGAACUUGGUGCGGCCGUUGUUUAUCAGGCAGAUUUGGAAGAGGCGAUACGGUUUGCGCUCUUCCAUGAGAUUGGACGGUUCCGAACGAUCGAGGGUGAGCGGUUGGUGGCGUUGCAAAACUUCCUAAACGUGCUCGUGCGCUACUUUCCUUUCAACGAUAAUGGCCGACGGUUCCUUACGGAACUACGCCAGUACGUACUAAACAACGGCGAGGAACGACUCGAUGGGGAAGCAUUUGUGGCGCGUGUAAAAUCGCUCGAAACCGAGCGAAAGCCGGUGUUUUCCUCCAAUCAUUGGAUUGGUUGUUCCGGCUCGAAAGAAGGGUUGCGACGCUAUCCGUGCGGUUUGUGGACACUGUUUCACUAUCUAACGGUACAGGCCGCCGAGAGUGAUCAGUCCAACAACCCACUGGAAGUGUUGGAUGCGAUGCAUGGUUACAUUAAGCACUAUUUCGGGUGCUCUGAGUGCUCGCAGCACUUCCAGCAGAUGGCCGAUCGAAAUCGUAUCUGGCAGGUGGGUACGAAGGAUGAUGCCGUACUGUGGCUUUGGUCAAGUCACAAUGAAGUGAAUAAGCGUCUUGCGGGCGAUGCGACCCAGGAUCCGGAACAUCCAAAAGUACAAUUCCCAACCACUAGUGAUUGUACGCAGUGUAGACGCAAGAUCUUAACCAACCACCACAACCACCAGCAGUACACUAUGGAAGACGGUAACGAGUGGAACCUGACGGAGGUGCUGCUCUACCUUAAGCACAUGUACGCGUACGAUCGACGCCAUUUGUUCGGUCUGCAUGAUAGCAGCCUCGCACCGCAGGGUUCGGAAGGUCGAUCAGAAUGGAGUGGCGCUGCCGCAUCUGGUGCCCAAACAAGCUACCACUCGUACGGUAAUGUGCUCAGUGACAUCGACAUCCGCUUCAGUGCGCUGUUGUACGUAACCUGCAUCGUGAUGAUUGUGAUUGCCAUCAAGAUGGUUGUGAAACGAGGCUAUCGGAAGAAGAUGUACCCACACGAUAUCCUGGGUAAGGUGUAAAAAUUAGCUAGAAAGGAAACCCAAGACAUCAAUCCCCUUUUCUGCACAACAUUCCGAAGCUACUCAUGCAAAAUGCUCUGACUUGGAAGAGGGUGUUAUGGUUAAACUAUUCCACAGAUCCUCGGACUUCGAGGACUAGUACUGAUGAUGAUUUCACGAAUUCUAUUUUAUCCUUGCCAAACGCCUGGAAAAGAAGGGUGUAUAAUGGACGCAGCUGAACCGCCUAAAAGCCAUCUAGUUCAAAAGGAGCUAACAGACCCUUUACGCUCCACUUUUUAUUCUGACGUGCUCGUCUCCCGUCACGGGUGAAGUUACAGUUAUCAUAGAUAAAUAUAUCCUCAUAAAA